AUGUCUGCUGUCACCACAACUGCAACCAUCGCCUCCUUCGGCGGAAAGCUCCUCAAGCUGAGCCAUGCCGCCACCACCACAAAAUGCGAGAUGAAAUUCAACCUCUACCUGCCCCCGCAGGCCCAGACUCAAAAGGUCCCCGUGCUGAUUUACCUCUCCGGUCUGACCUGCACAGCCGAGAACUGUUCUGAAAAGGGCUUCUUCCAGCACGGCGCCAGCAAGAAAGGCAUCGCAGUCCUCUACCCGGAUACCAGCCCACGUGGCCUGAACAUCCAAGGCGAGGACGAUACAUAUGACUUUGGCUCUGGUGCUGGCUUCUACGUGGAUGCCACUAAGGCACCUUACAAUGCUGGCUAUAACAUGUACAGCUACGUCACUGAAGAACUGCCCAAGACUGUCUUUGAUGCUUUCCCUCAAUUGGAUGCUAGCCGGGUUAGUAUCACUGGUCACAGUAUGGGUGGACACGGUGCUCUUACUUUGUUCCUCCGCAACCCAGGCAAAUACAAGUCCGUCUCUGCCUUUGCACCAAUCACAAACCCAACCAACUGCCCCUGGGGCCAAAAGGCAUUCAAGGGCUACUUCGGCGACGACCAGCAAAACAAGUGGAAAGAGCACGAUGCCACAGAGCUGAUUAAGAAGUGGACAGGCGGUCCUCUGGACAUCCUAAUUGACGUCGGCACCGGCGACAACUUCUACAAGCAGGGCCAACUCCUCCCCGAGAACUUCGAGGCUGCGGCCCGCGACGCAGGCAUCAGCGGCUUGAAUGUUCGCUACCAGCCUGACUAUGAUCACUCUUACUAUACCAUGUCUUCCUUUGCGGAUGACCAUGUCGAACACGCGGCCAAGUAUCUCUUUGCAUAG
This is a messenger RNA of Penicillium salamii, 861 nucleotides long. Lineage: Eukaryota; Fungi; Ascomycota; Eurotiomycetes; Eurotiales; Aspergillaceae. The record is from the annotation of a GenBank genome assembly.